Messenger RNA from Thalassophryne amazonica, 1031 nucleotides. Its product is annotated as apolipoprotein A-I-like. The transcript has 5 exons. The coding region runs from base 26 to 763 and encodes 245 amino acids. The record is from RefSeq and is a predicted model, not a curated record. Lineage: Eukaryota; Metazoa; Chordata; Actinopteri; Batrachoidiformes; Batrachoididae.
CCUCCAACACCACCAGACUACCAUCAUGAAGUUUUUGGUGCUGGCUCUUGCCCUCCUGCUGGCCGUUGGCUCUCAGGCUGCUUCAAUGAAGCAGAAGAGGUCGGCGGAUCCAACCAUCCUGCAACUCCUACGGGAUUUUGUAGACACCUUUGUGAAACACAGAAUACAAGGAAUCAAACAAAUUGAGGACACCUUUAAAGACGACAGUGACGGGGUUAGUGUGGCUGACAAACUCAACAAGACAUUCGCAGACUUUAAGGCUUGGCAGGCUAAGGUUUCACCUCACACUGAUGAAGCCUUCAAGAAGGCUGAGGAUUUCCUCAAUCCAGUGAUUGAAAAAGCUAGCGCUGAAAUCAACAGCUUCAAGACCAAAAUGGAACCCCAUCGUGCUAAACUUCAUGGUGUCCUGGAGAAACACUUCGAACAGUACAAGAGCGAUUUGGCUCCAAUCUACGAAAGUUACGCUACCGCGUGCAAAGCUAACAUGGAAGAUAUGAAAACCACACUGGCUGCUAAGCAGGAGGAGAUGAUGAAGAAGGUAUCCGCCAAUUUGGAGGAGACGAAGUCUGCCCUUGAGCCUAUUAUGUCAAUAAUCCAAACCGAGCUCACUGAAGACAUAAAGAAUUUCAAGGAGCAGAUGAAGACUGCCGCUCAGGACUACAUCCAGGACAUGAAGGAUGCCUUCACCAAUUCACAGGGUGCCGUGGAUCCGGAAGCAGCGAAGAAAUGGCUGGCUUCUUCCUGCUUGGCCCUCACUUCAUGAUAGCAUGACAGGAAAUGUGCCUCUUUCACUCGCUGUCCAUCUCUUUUGUCUUUCUCGAACCGUGUUUGUACCCAGUGCUCAAGUUUGUACACAGACGUAAACAUGUUCAUACACUUGAUUUACACUUUACAUAUGAUGACCAGCUGGUUGCAUUUUGGGCAGGAAUUGUACGUGAAUAUUCACAAGUGAACCUCUGUGUAAUGAUGCUUGUCUGAUGAGAAAUGUGCUUGAACAGAAUACAGCUCAAUAAACAUCAGACUGUCUGUAC